This is a messenger RNA of Carlito syrichta (Philippine tarsier), 2794 nucleotides long. RefSeq names its product poly(A) binding protein cytoplasmic 4 (gene PABPC4). The transcript has 17 exons. Gene Ontology annotation, molecular function: RNA binding. Lineage: Eukaryota; Metazoa; Chordata; Mammalia; Primates; Tarsiidae. The record is from RefSeq and is a predicted model, not a curated record. Gene Ontology annotation, cellular component: ribonucleoprotein complex. Bases 541 to 2511 code for a protein of 656 amino acids.
GGUGGCUCCCCCGGCCGCCUCUCUCCGCCCCGGGUCGCUGUUGCCUUGGCCGUUUUCGGGCUCAGCGGCCUGAAGAAAAAAAGAGAAAAAGAUAAAAAAAACCUGAAAACGCUUCAAAAUCUUAAAAAAAAAAAAAGGAAAAGAAAAAGCGAAUCCUCCUUGGAGAACCCGCGGGGAAGUCACUUUUGCACGCUUCCGGCCUGCCCCGCGCCCGCCGCCGCCGCGCGUGGCGUCCGUCGGUCUGCGUCUGUCGGUCCCCGGCUUCAAGCCAAGACAGCUGAAAAUUACAAACUCCCAGGGAGGGCCAUAUUGUUUUUGAGAGCCUUUUGUCUGAGGUGUUGCAGUCCCGUGUGCGCUGUCCCUGAACUCCUGGUUUCCGUCCUGCCUCUGAGCCUGCCUACUCCAGCUUGUCUACGCUUCGCUCUUUGCCACCUGUGAGCCGCGGCGCGGGCCCCGGCUCCGAGAAGAGCCCCUUUUGUCCUGCGGUGGGCCCUAUAAGAAGUCCUCCUGGCGGGGCUCGGGGUGGUGGGGGGUGGGGAGAUGAACGCUGCGGCCAGCAGCUACCCCAUGGCCUCCCUCUACGUGGGUGACUUGCACUCGGACGUCACCGAGGCCAUGCUGUAUGAAAAGUUCAGCCCUGCGGGGCCUGUGCUGUCCAUCCGGGUCUGCCGCGAUAUGAUCACCCGCCGCUCCCUGGGUUAUGCCUACGUCAACUUCCAGCAGCCAGCUGACGCUGAAAGGGCCUUGGACACCAUGAACUUUGAUGUGAUUAAGGGAAAGCCAAUCCGUAUCAUGUGGUCUCAGAGAGAUCCCUCUUUGAGAAAAUCUGGUGUGGGAAACGUCUUCAUCAAGAACCUGGACAAAUCUAUAGAUAACAAGGCACUUUAUGAUACUUUUUCUGCUUUUGGAAACAUUCUGUCCUGCAAGGUGGUGUGUGAUGAGAACGGCUCUAAGGGUUAUGCCUUUGUCCACUUCGAGACCCAAGAGGCUGCCGACAAGGCCAUCGAGAAGAUGAAUGGCAUGCUCCUCAAUGACCGCAAAGUGUUUGUGGGCAGAUUCAAGUCUCGCAAAGAGCGAGAAGCUGAGCUUGGAGCCAAAGCCAAGGAAUUCACCAACGUUUAUAUCAAAAACUUUGGAGAAGAGGUGGAUGAUGAGAGCCUGAAAGAGCUAUUUAGCCAGUUUGGUAAGACCCUAAGUGUCAAGGUGAUGAGAGAUCCCAGUGGGAAAUCCAAAGGCUUUGGCUUUGUGAGUUACGAAAAACAUGAGGAUGCCAAUAAGGCCGUGGAAGAGAUGAAUGGAAAAGAAAUCAGUGGGAAAGUCAUAUUUGUAGGCCGUGCACAGAAGAAAGUAGAACGGCAGGCAGAGUUAAAACGGAAAUUUGAGCAGCUGAAACAGGAGAGAAUUAGUCGAUACCAGGGGGUGAAUCUCUACAUUAAGAACUUGGAUGACACUAUUGAUGAUGAGAAAUUAAGGAAAGAGUUUUCUCCUUUUGGAUCAAUCACCAGUGCUAAGGUAAUGCUGGAGGAUGGAAGAAGCAAAGGAUUUGGCUUCGUCUGCUUCUCAUCUCCUGAAGAGGCAACCAAAGCAGUCACUGAAAUGAAUGGACGCAUCGUGGGCUCUAAACCACUAUAUGUUGCCCUGGCACAGAGGAAGGAAGAAAGAAAGGCUCACCUGACCAACCAGUAUAUGCAGCGGGUGGCUGGAAUGAGAGCACUCCCUGCAAAUGCUAUCUUAAAUCAAUUCCAGCCUGCAGCUGGUGGCUACUUUGUGCCAGCAGUCCCACAGGCUCAGGGAAGGCCUCCCUAUUACACACCUAACCAGUUAGCACAGAUGAGGCCUAAUCCACGCUGGCAGCAAGGUGGGAGACCUCAAGGCUUCCAAGGAAUGCCAAGUGCUAUACGCCAGUCUGGGCCUCGUCCAACUCUACGCCAUCUGGCUCCAACUGGUAAUGCUCCGGCCUCUCGUGGCCUCCCUACUACCACUCAGAGAGUCGGGUCUGAGUGCCCGGACCGCUUGGCUAUGGACUUUGGUGGGGCUGGUGCCGCCCAGCAAGGGCUGACUGACAGCUGCCAGUCUGGAGGCGUUCCCACAGCUGUGCAGAACUUAGCGCCUCGUGCCACUGUUGCUGCUACUGCUCCUCGGGCUGUUGCACCAUAUAAAUAUGCCUCCAGUGUCCGCAGCCCACAUCCUGCCAUACAGCCUCUGCAGGCACCCCAGCCUGCAGUCCAUGUGCAGGGGCAGGAGCCCCUUACUGCCUCCAUGCUGGCUGCAGCACCCCCCCAGGAACAGAAGCAGAUGCUGGGAGAACGUUUGUUCCCACUCAUCCAAACAAUGCAUUCAAACCUGGCUGGGAAGAUUACAGGAAUGCUGUUGGAAAUUGAUAAUUCUGAGCUGCUGCACAUGCUGGAGUCCCCUGAGUCUCUCCGCUCAAAGGUGGAUGAAGCUGUGGCGGUUCUACAGGCUCAUCAUGCCAAGAAAGAAGCUGCCCAGAAGGAUUCAAAAGCCAAAUAACCCCUCAUGGAAUUCAGCUCAAGGUUUGAAGACUUCCUAGCUUGUCCUAUGGACCUCAACACCAAGAACUACAAAUUGCAAAUUUAAUAGGUCAUUUUGUAUCAAAAGGUCAAUUAUGAAGCGCCUAGAAUUUUUCAAUUAUACAAAUAUAUUCUUUGGGUUCUGCUGUGGCCCAGACAGUGUUAACUUUUUUUUCUAUUGUGGGUUUUGAUUUUUUUCCCCCCCCAGAAAUUGGUUUUAUUUGAUGUACCCAAGUCUUAUGUUUCUCAAUAAAGAAAAAAAA